AUGGCUAUUCGCGAGGACGUGGUGGCCUCGGCAGACCCCAGCGUUGCCUCGUCGUCGGUCGAGAACAAGGUCUCCUUUUUACGAACCAAGAAUCUGACCCAGGAAGAAGUCGACGCCGCUCUCGCCCGCGCCAACCCGGCACCAGCACCCGGCGCGCCUUAUCCGCCCGCGCCCCCUCCCUCAUACCAUCAGCCCUAUCCUCAAUAUGCGUGGCAGCAGCAGCAGCUACCGCCGCCCAGGAGGGACUGGAGAGACUGGUUUAUAAUGGCGACGGUGGUCAGUGGCGUGGGAUACGGCCUGUACUCUCUGGGAAAGCGCUACGUAUACCCGCUCGUGGCACCACCCACGCCUGAAAGGUUGGAGCAGGACAAGAAGUCGAUUGAGGAGCAGUUCGACAAGGCGUUUGCGCUGGUGGAGCAGCUUUCCAAGGAUACAGAGGCGCUCAAGACGGCGGAGGUGCAGAGGACGGAGCGACUGGACACGGCGCUGGCGGACCUCGAGAUGACAAUGGCCGAUCUCAAGGCGGCGAACCGUCGUCGUGAAGACGACGCACAGCGCAUCCGCGACGAGGUGCAGGCCCUCAAGGAUGCCAUCCCCAAGGCCAUGGACAGCCAGAAAGACGUCACGGACAACCGACUGCAGGAAAUCAACAGCGAGCUCACCAGCCUCAAGACGCUCGUCAAGCAGCGCAUGUCGUCGGGCUCGACGACGGCAGCCAGCCAUCCUCCGCGGGCGGGGACUCCCAGCGGAAGCGAACGGGCCGGGGAGAGCGCCGGCAACGCGGCAGUGGGCGAGGCCACGAGCAGCAAGGGCCAGGCACAAAGCAGCGUCGGCAGGCCGUUGGGAUCCGGCGGUGGCGGCAGCAACGGGACGGCGAGGGCGUCGAUCCCGGCGUGGCAGAUGGCGGCGGCGGCGAGCAGCAUGGGCGCCACCAACGGAGCGGGAGAGGGGGACGGCAGCGAGCCGCAGGAAGAGGCCAGCGGCAGCCCCUAG
Hirsutella rhossiliensis is the source of this 993-nucleotide messenger RNA. RefSeq names its product peroxisomal membrane anchor protein. Gene Ontology annotation, biological process: protein import into peroxisome matrix, docking. Bases 1 to 993 code for a protein of 330 amino acids. Gene Ontology annotation, molecular function: signaling receptor binding. The transcript is spliced from 3 exons. Gene Ontology annotation, cellular component: peroxisomal importomer complex; peroxisomal membrane. Lineage: Eukaryota; Fungi; Ascomycota; Sordariomycetes; Hypocreales; Ophiocordycipitaceae. The record is from RefSeq and is a predicted model, not a curated record.